Gossypium raimondii (Peruvian cotton) is the source of this 1821-nucleotide messenger RNA. Its product is annotated as putative disease resistance RPP13-like protein 1. Gene Ontology annotation, molecular function: ADP binding. The transcript has 5 exons. The coding region runs from base 1 to 1821 and encodes 606 amino acids. Lineage: Eukaryota; Viridiplantae; Streptophyta; Magnoliopsida; Malvales; Malvaceae. The record is from RefSeq and is a predicted model, not a curated record. Gene Ontology annotation, biological process: defense response to other organism.
AUGGCAGGUCUUGGCAAAACUACUUUAGCAAAGCUGGUGUAUGAUGAUAUGAAUGUGAAAACGCUUUUUGAUGUCAAAUUCUGGGUGUGUGUUUCUGAUCAUUUAGAUGUCAAGAGGAUUUUAAAAGAGAUGUUAGAGCGUUUUACUGAUAAUCAGAUCUCAGUUCCUCAAAAUAAGAAUGCAAUGGUUGAGAAACUCAAGCAGAAGAUUGAAGGGGCCAAAGGAGGAAAGGAUCAGAUCAAGUAUCUUCUUGAGGAUCUAAAGCUUUGUCUGGAAGGAAUCAGUACAAAUGGCGGGAAUGGAGUUAUUGUGACAACACGCAAAGAAGAUGUAGCAUCAACAGUGCAAGCACGUUCGGAUCAAUGGCAUCAACCAGAAAAACUAGAAAACGAAGAAUGUUGGUCCAUAAUUAAAGAACGUGCACUGAGAGACUCUCCAAUAUCUCACGAAUUAGAGCCUAUUGGAAAAGAAAUUGCUAAGCAGUGUCAAGGUGUGCCAUUGGUAGCUAACGUUAUUGGAGGGUUAAUGAGCAAAAUUGAAUUGAGUCCCAGCGCCUGGUGGGAAAUUCAAAGAAAUAGUACAUGGGGUUCACCAGAAAGUGUGUUAGAAGUGAAAAGUGUGUUAAAACUAAGUUUCGAUCGCUUGUCUUCUCCAUCUUUGAAGAAAUGUUUGGCGUACUGUGCCAUGUUUCCUAAAGAUUAUUGCUUUAAAAAAGAGGAAUUGAUCCAACUGUGGAUGGCUGAAGGAUUUCUUGGCAGCUCUAUGGCAAUGGUGGAUAAUGGUAACAAAUACUUGAAUGAACUUUUAUCAAAUUCCUUAUUCCAAGAUGUUAAGAAGGACACUUGCGGGAAUAUUCUCACAUUCAAGAUGCACGACUCAGUGCAUGAUUUAUCUUUGUCUGUGUCAAAGUUUGAUGCUUUGAUUUUUCAAGAAAAUUCCACUCCCAUCACAAAUGAGUGUUCUCAUAUUCGUCAUCUCAAUGUUGGAUGUGAUGGGGAAUCAUUGCCAAGAAUGUUGACAAUAGAUCUCCAAACAUUGCGGUUCUUUGGUUUCGAGACGUUCACCUUUCCGGAUGGAUUGGAAAAUUUGAUAAGCUUGAAGCACUGGUAUUUUGAUUGUGAAGGGCUUCAACCAGAUAAUAUUGGAAACCUAACUUGUCUUCAAACAUUACCCGUAUUUUAUGUGGGUUCAGAAAGGGGACGUUCAAUUAAGGAGUUAGGAUCCCUAAACGAACUCCGUGGAGAAUUCGAGAUACGCCGUUUACAGUGUGUUAGAGACAAACAAGAGGCUAAUGGAGCAAAUCUACACCUUAAAUUAUGCAAGUUGAUAUUUGAUUUUAAAGGGAGUGAUAGUGAUAACAGUGAGGAAGUGAUGGAAAGUCUCCAACCCCACUCAAAUUUGCAAAGCUUAACUGUUAGCAGUUAUCAAGGCAACAGCUUUCCCUCAUGGAUGUUAAGAUCUGUUGGUGAUUCUGGUUUGUUUUUGCUUAACAAUUUGGUGGAGCUGAAUUUUUACGAUUGCCACAACUGUGAAAGUCUUCCACCUCUGAGCCAAUUGCAGCAACUCCAGUUUCUUGAGUUGAGAAAUCUGAAGAAAGUGAAAGGCAUGGGUAAUGAAUUUUAUUGCAACCAAGGUUCUGCUGGUCUCGGGAGUGUUUUGGCAUCAAACCACAUCAGGAUGAGCAUGCGGACUUUGCUGAUGAUUUCAUGUCCACCAAGAGGUUCCACCUUCGAGUCACCGUACUACUUCUUCUAUUGCUACCUUAGAGGACCUCUCCGAACGGUUCACUCGCUUCGAGCAUCAUUGCUUUCAAAGGUUUGA